Morus notabilis is the source of this 1359-nucleotide messenger RNA. RefSeq names its product polygalacturonase QRT2. Bases 19 to 1359 code for a protein of 446 amino acids. The record is from RefSeq and is a predicted model, not a curated record. Gene Ontology annotation, molecular function: polygalacturonase activity. Gene Ontology annotation, biological process: fruit dehiscence; pectin catabolic process; anther dehiscence. The transcript is spliced from 9 exons. NCBI's taxonomy places the organism in Eukaryota, Viridiplantae, Streptophyta, Magnoliopsida, Rosales, Moraceae.
UCUCCAAAGGACAACUUUAUGAUCAUCAAAGAAAGACAAAAGAUGUCUCCAAAAACCCCAUUACUAGUUCUUGUCAUAAUCUUUGCUUCUUUUUCCUUCUCUCUCUCAAGAAACCAUAUGGGUCCAUUUUCUCUCUCUCCUCAUAAUCAAGCUUAUAAUCUCCAUGGCCAAUAUGGUAAUCAUAAGAGUCAUUAUAAUGGACUUAUGACAAGGCAAAGUAGAGCAAGCUCUCCUUCCUCUUCACCACAGGUAUUCAAUGUUGAUGAUUUUGGAGCUAAAGCUGAUGGAAGAGAUGAUAGUCAGGCAUUUAACAAGGCUUGGAAGAGAGCUUGUUCCUCUAAAGAAGGUGUUGUUUUGGUCCCCAAGAACAAGGUUUAUCACCUUAAACCAAUCAAGUUUUCAGGCCCUUGCAGAUCUUAUGUCACAAUGAGGAUCUCCGGCGUGAUCAAAGCUUCGCCGCGCCAGUCAGAUUACGAGAAGGACAGACUGCACUGGAUUCAGUUUGAGAAUGUGCAGAACUUGAGGGUUGAAGGUGGUGGCACUAUCGAUGGCAAUGGAAGGAAAUGGUGGCGAAACUCUUGCAAAAUCAACGACUCCCUUCCAUGCAAGCACGCGCCAACUGCUGUGACAUUUUUAGAAUGCAACAAUUUGGUAGUGGCCAAUUUGAGGUUCAAAAACGCGCAACAAAUGCACUUGAUCAUUCAGAAAUGUGUGAACGUCAAGGCUAUGAAUUUGCGAGUGAUUGCACCAGGAAAUAGCCCCAACACUGACGGAAUUCACGUCACAGAAUCACAGAAUAUUCAGAUCAUGAACUCUGUUAUAAGAACGGGAGAUGAUUGUAUCUCAAUUGUAAGCGGGUCAAAGAAUGUUAGAGCUACAGAUAUAACUUGUGGCCCUGGUCAUGGAAUUAGCAUUGGAAGCUUAGGCGCUGAUAAUUCAGAAGCUGUGGUCUCCAAUGUGAUGGUGAAUAGAGCAACAUUUUCAGGAACCACUAAUGGAGUGAGAAUAAAGACUUGGCAGGGGGGAUCCGGGUAUGCAAAGAACAUCAUAUUCCAAAACAUAUCAAUGCGCAAUGUGAGCAACCCCAUAAUCAUUGACCAAAAUUACUGUGAUCAGGAUGAAGCAUGUCAUGAACAGGGCUCAGCUGUGCAGAUAAGCAAUGUGAUAUACAGCAACAUCAAAGGAACUAGCGAUUCCAAAGUGGCUGUGAAGUUCGACUGUAGCAGGACAUUCCCAUGCAAAGGAAUCUCACUGCAAAAUGUCGAUUUCGCCCCCGAAGACGACGGAGAAUCGAUCGAAGCUUCCUGUGAGAAUGUUUGGUUGAACAAAAUAGGAAGGGUUUCUCCUAAAUGCACUUGA